Molecule: messenger RNA, 1380 nt
Organism: Eruca vesicaria subsp. sativa (arugula)
Lineage: Eukaryota; Viridiplantae; Streptophyta; Magnoliopsida; Brassicales; Brassicaceae
Source: the annotation of a GenBank genome assembly
CUCUCUCUCUCUCUCUCUGAGUAGCAACUUGCUGCAACACUCUCCUAUCUUCUUUGCACAUCGCUUCUUCUUCUAAUCUUCCUUCCUCCAGCUCGCCAGAGCAUCUCAUGUUGUUUUGUUUCCAAACCUAGUUGCACUCUUGUCGGUUGCAUCUCAGAUUGUGUCACCACCCGCGUAGAUUAGGGCUCUUCUUGAGGAUAUCUAUAGCUUCCAGAGUGCUCUAUAAACUCCAAGGUCAUAGCUCGAAUUAGUUUCCAAUGGAUAAUCACUCAUUGCCGCCGAGCACUAGCACCACCGGACUUGUGUUUCCAUCUUUGGUGGCUGGAGGAGUCAAACCUGAAGCUGCUUUGGUCAUGGACUGGUCUGCUGAAGAGCAGUAUGUAUUAGAGAACGGCCUUGCAAAAUUAAAAGAUGAACCCAAAAUUUCAAAGUAUGUAAAGAUAGCUGCUGCUCUACCUGAUAAAACUGUAAGGGAUGUAGCUCUGAGGUGUAGAUGGAUGACGAGAAAACGGACAAAAAGAGAGAAAAACAGUGCUGGGAAGAACAUUAGCAAUAGAAAGGUGGUGGAUACAUCCCCAGAACUGAACAUGCUAACCAAUCUACCACAACAAAAUGCUUUAUAUGCCAUGAACAAUAACUACCACAGUACACACAUGCCUUUUGAAGGUAUAAGUGACUCAGUAAUGGCUCUUCUACAGCAAAACGCUCAAGCUUUUAGUCAAAUUUCAUACAACCUCUCCACGUACAAGCCGCAGGAUAACAUCAGUAUCUUUUAUCAGGCAAGAAAUAACAUCAGCGCCAUUCUGACUGACAUGAAGGAGAUGCCUGGUGUCAUGAGUCGGAUGCCGCCUCUACCUGUUUCAAUUAACGAUGAUCUUGCAAGCCGUUUAUUGCCGAGUACAACAACACAGCCAAUACCAUACACCAUUCAACCAAACAUCCACAUGAAGCAAGAGCCGAGAAGUUGAUGGAAGAAAGAUGGAUUUUGACAGAUGGUAAAGAAAGUAGCACAAGUACUUGGUAUGUGGUAAUGUUUCCGUGAUCGACAUGGCACAGACACACAAGGGUUUAUGAAGUGCAGACACCACUCCAGAACUGGUGGAACAGUUGUGCUCUCGGGGUAUGUGACUGAAAAGACUGAACUACAUGCCAAGGUAAAAAACUCUUUGGCUUUCAAUAGAACAUAGGUGAUUCCUUGAAAUUCAUAACAGAGUUCCCGCAUGGGUUGAUGAAGCUCCAAAGCCUCUCUGAUGUAAUCUUCUUGACGCUUAAAUUAGUAUAAUGAAUAGUUAGUUCUUUUGAGUUUGGUCUCAAGAGGUUGCCUUUCUGUAAUACUAGACAUUUACUCCUUUUAUCUACUGAUUAUGGUCAUGAACGAAA